Messenger RNA from Helianthus annuus (common sunflower), 532 nucleotides. RefSeq lists its product as uncharacterized. Bases 114 to 350 code for a protein of 78 amino acids. The transcript has 3 exons. The record is from RefSeq and is a predicted model, not a curated record. Lineage: Eukaryota; Viridiplantae; Streptophyta; Magnoliopsida; Asterales; Asteraceae.
UCGAAUCAUCGUGUCCAGUCUCCUUAGUCACUCGUUGAUUCUCCAAAUCUGCUCCUACGUGAACAUCUUAUCGUUCUCCAUACACUCGUAACUUUAAUUACAUAAAUGAGAUCAUGCAUGAUAGAUCUUCUUUCCUUGGUAGGAUGGUAGAGGAACCCGCGUUUAGGCCAAGAGAGAAGCUGAUCGAGAAGCAAAAAAUGUUUCAAAGCAUCCAUAAACCCACGUAUCUGAAAGGUCCGAUGGACAAGGUUACUUCGAUUGCUAUUCCUAUUGCAUUGGCAGGAUCUUCCAUAUACCUCAUUGGGCGCGGUAUCUAUAACAUGUCCCAUGGGAUCGGAAAGAAAGAAUAAGCGUAUGAUGAAGAGGCUACCUGCGUGUAUGAUCUCCAUCUCCUUGUGUUGCAUCCAUCUUAUCAAGUUUCUAGUUUUGUGAAAGCUUUACUUGUGUGUUACGCUACUACUAAUGUAUCAUAGAUCGUACUUACUAUGUAAUAAGUGAAGGUUUAUAAGUGAAAGUUUGAUUCUAAAGGAAA